Rotaria sp. Silwood2 is the source of this 942-nucleotide messenger RNA. The record is from the annotation of a GenBank genome assembly. NCBI's taxonomy places the organism in Eukaryota, Metazoa, Rotifera, Eurotatoria, Philodinida, Philodinidae.
AUGAACUCAACUUUAUUUCAUCUAUCAUCAACAAUGAAAAUGAACUCAUCUAACUCAAACUUUGAAUCAUGGUUUAUUCCAAUUGAUAUUAUAAAUAUUAUAUGUAAUAGUUUAAUCAUAGGACUUUCUUUUAUUUUUUUAUUUCUUCUAAUUCUUGACAAAACUUGUCAUACAAUACCAAUGAUGUUAACUGGUAAUUCAUGUUUAAGUGCAUUUAUAUUUGGAUGUUGUAUGCUUAGUAUGUGUUUAAGAACAUUUCAAAAUGAUCGUAAAAAAAUUCAAUAUCAAGAUUUAUUUUGUGUUUUUCGAGCUUAUAUCACUUAUGUAUCAUGUUUUUUAUUCAAUAAUUCAUUUUUAUUACAAGCUACUUAUCGAUAUUUUACGGUUAUUUAUCGAUAUCGUUUAUACUUUCAAUCAAUUCGAUUUCAUAUAUUAGUAGUUUGUUUAACAUGGAUAUUUGCUUUGUUAUUUCCAAUUCCAUUUGUGUUCACUGGUCAAAUUCUUUACAAUGUUGACAAUCAAAUAUGUCAAAUAUAUCUUCGACUUUCCAUUUCAAUGAUUAUUAUUGCAUUAUGGGUAUAUGGAAUUCCAAUUACAUUGAUUAUGAUUGUUUAUUUUAAAUUACUUCGAUAUGUUCAUGGAAUGAGUAAUCGUAUUACACCUGUUACCACUUUAUUUCGUGCAAAAAGAGAAUUAAAAAUGGUUGAACGUAUACUUAUAUUAGUAGCUAUACUAGUCGUACUGGGUUUGCCGUAUGCAUUAUUUACUUUAAUGUCAUUUUUUACAAGUCCACCAAAAUAUCAUUUUCGAAUAGCUUAUCUUUUUGUUCAUGUAUCAUUGGUAUUUGUAAUGGUGACUUUAUUUUACUUUACUGAACCACUUAAAUUAUCGAUGAUGAAAAAAAUAAAGAGACGAUCAAAUAUAACAAGAAACAUUACAUGA